CGCCCAGUGGCAGGUUGUCUUGCCUCACGCGUCCUGUGGCCUGCCGCAGAUAAAAAUUCAAACAAAAUCCGAGCGACGUACAAAAUAACAGUUGCAAAUUUGAAACGAGGCGUUGCCAAAAAAAAGUAAAAAUUGCUCAUCUUUUUUUGUGUUGUUGUUGUGGACAUCUUCACACACGCUAACAUUUGACUUGGCACUGGCAAAAUCAAGCCAAGGCCGCAAUGCAGCCGAAAAUAAAUUGUAAUUAAGUAAAGCUACUGAAGGAGACAGUAGAAAAGAAAAUAAGAGUUGUCGGUUUUAUUGGCAACUGUUGGCAACGGAACGAAACGCCAAGUUUAUUUAUUACGCUGCGCUGUGCAAACUUUUCUUUUGGCAGCCAACAAACCAACGAAGACAAACAGAUUAAAACAAAAGCAAAAUGCCAGCAGGUCGUGUGGCCGGUAAAGCCGGCUACUCCAAUCACUAUUACAAUGGUCGCUCGUAUGUGGGCAUCAAUGAGGAAAUUAUGUGGGUUAGCAUUGGCAUGGGCGUGACUAUAGCGUUGCUUAUAACGAUUGCAUUGUGCUACAUUGCGCGAGAGAAAUGCCAAAAACGUCAACGUGAAUAUUACGUGACGGCAUAGUUAAUGUAUGCAGCCUGCCAGCGACACGACGAGAGCGGGGCUGAGGCUGAGGGGAGAGCAGGCGCCAUGUCAACGGCAACGCAUUGCAUUCUCCACAUGGAGGACAUCGAUGCGGAUAUUGUUGUAGACAAAAAGCAGGCGUUGUCAAUAGCAGUACCCGAGAAGACAGCGGAGGCGGAGAGGGAUGCGACGCAGGAGCCGGCAGGGGAGGAGCUCGAGCUGCAGCUGGAGUUGAUGCCUUUGCCGGCAGUAACCAUUAUGAGCUGGGCUGUUGUUGACAUUUGUGGGGCUCGCAGCUGGGGCUAGCCAAAAAAAAAAAAAAAAACAAAAA
Molecule: messenger RNA, 953 nt
Organism: Drosophila albomicans
Lineage: Eukaryota; Metazoa; Arthropoda; Insecta; Diptera; Drosophilidae
Exons: 3
Coding region: 419-622 (67 amino acids)
Source: RefSeq, a predicted model, not a curated record